Acanthocheilonema viteae is the source of this 216-nucleotide messenger RNA. NCBI's taxonomy places the organism in Eukaryota, Metazoa, Nematoda, Chromadorea, Rhabditida, Onchocercidae. The record is from the annotation of a GenBank genome assembly.
AUGAUUGGUGCAGUACGGGCAGUUUCCGGUUAUUUUUUCGAUCCAAUGCCAUAUCAUCCGUACGCUAGUGGUCUAGACGGUACAAGACGUAAAAAUGCGACACGUGAAACGACGGCACCACUCAAAUCGUGGCUUAAUGAGCAUAGGAAAAAUCCAUAUCCAACAAAAGCAGAAAAAAUUAUGCUUGCAUUACUUACAAAAAUGACUUUAACGCAG